AUGGAUCUGAUCGAGGCAGCAGGUGGAACAGAAGCGAUCAUGGAAUUGAUUGGGCUGAUGAAAACGGAACCAAGGUUAUGGGAUCGUACCUCACCCAGCUUCAUCACUCAUAACGACGUUAAACUGGAACUAUUCACCGAUAUUGCAAACCGACUCAAUUUACUUGGAGUGACUGGCGAUACGGUCACGACUGCAUGGCGUCAGUUGAGUGAAAAAUACCGACGUCGUUUAUACGAUGGCAAACGGCGCAACGGUACAACAUCGUGGCCUUUCUUCGAACCAAUGAGUUUUCUUCGUGAUCAAUACGAGCAAACACGUUGGCACCGAACUUCGGCAUUAUCGUCGUGCACGAUUGCUCAUAACGCACAACAACAUGCUUCUUCUCCAGCAAAUGUAGCGCAGUUGGUGAAUACAAUUCUAAAUGCACAUCACUCCAUCAAUGCCUCUGAAGCUGAAACGAUGGCUGCAGUUGCAGUGGCUUGUUCUGACGAAACAACAUCAAAUCAGGAUCGCGAUCAGAAUUCCUUUCUCGAACUCAAGCGACAGAUUUCACCGUGUGAGAGAGUUGAAUCGGAUAUUCGAUGCAACGGAACAUUUGUGGGUGAAAUCAUUAAGAAAGGAGUUCCACAGCAAGAAAUUUUCGGGAAACAAGGAUUAAUGAAUGCUGCACUUCGCUUAUUUUCAUCACAACGACAACCUCUCAAAAAUGAUACUAAAUGCCGUGACGAUAAUAUGGUGAUGGCAACCACAUCGUCGCCGUCCUCGUCAUGUGUCGACGCGAUGAUUGAAAUCGAAAAUAGAGGAUCACAAGAUCAAAUAGCGAUUAACGAUCACCAGCAACCGUCAUCACUGACUCAACAGCUAUCAUUCUCGUCACGUGCGCAGCAAGAGCGUAAUUCAUCAUCUAACUCACCAAUCCGUAACAUCGAUACCAACACUCGUCUCGAGGAUAUUAUUAAUUCUCAAAUAAGUUCUGUUGGAGCAACGAUGGUAACAAACAAUAUUCAACGGACUAAUAAUGAUAACAAUAUUGAUACCAGUCGAGAUGCACUCAAUAUGAAACGUCAUCAAAUUGGUCGACGAAAAGCGCGAAACAGUAAUCGUUUUUGUGCAUUCAACAAGCCGAAAAAUACGCGUAGAAAACAAGCAUUCCCGCUCCCAACAGCCGUUGGCAACACAGCAUUCGCGUGUGAGAUGAGUCCGCAGUAUGGAUCUGUGGCUAAUUCAACCGAGCAAUCACAAAGCGAUGACGCAAAAACACUGUCAUGCCAUGCAACAGUUGCCGAGAGGACAUCAACAAAUACAUCGCCUACUCCACACCAACAAUCUGUUAUUGAUAGUGAUGCGAAAUGGGAAAAUGUCGGUCGUGUUUGGAUUGAUAUGAUGAAAACGGUUCGAUCACCACAGUUGGCGUUAGCCGCGCAUAAGUUUGUGACGAAUACACUGUUUGCGGUUCUCGAAGCGGAUACCCAGUUGCUCGGUGUCGAUCCGUCGAUAACGCGCGUUCGUAUACGAGAGAACGCACCUCAGAUCGAAGUGACCAUGCAUCAGUAA
Molecule: messenger RNA, 1554 nt
Organism: Anisakis simplex (herring worm)
Lineage: Eukaryota; Metazoa; Nematoda; Chromadorea; Rhabditida; Anisakidae
Source: the annotation of a GenBank genome assembly